AUGUCGCAAUACGAACCUUCAAGAGAAGUUCCUCGCCGUCGAGGCCCGUCCCUCUUCCCAUCACGAACAUCAGCCCAAAACCUUAGGAGUCAGUACACCAGAGAGGCACAGACGGCGCACCUCGUCCAGCUGAUCGAGGAGUUUCGUAAAUCCGAUCCCAUCUACGAACCUGUGCCGCCCACGCCGCCACCCAGAGCCCCAGGACGGCGGAGGAGUCAAAAGGUCAUCCAGCCCGUGGUGCGUUUUGCUUCGCCCCUAGAGCCCUUGGCACCACGGCGACGGGCAAAGACGCCGCUGGCUGCUCCUGUCGUGUACGAAGCCCCCGCGCAGACACAACCGGCCGUUGCCUUUUCUGCACCGAUGGAGGAGCAAACGCAGACGCGGCAGCCCACACCAGAAGGGCCAGUCGCAGUAUAUGUCAACGAGGAGGAGGGAUCGGAACUCCAGAGCUUCGACCUUGAAGGGUUUCCGAUGCCUCCCCAGUUUCAUGAGCGGGAAUACCACGACCCGGACUACGAGGGUGAUGAGUGGGUUGACUUGGAGGAGACGAGCGGCAAGGUCUACGCUUUCGAUCCGGCUCGCCUGGGAACGGACCCGUCCAGGACCGAUGAUGGAUCUGAUCUGGAGACGCCCUUCUCAGAUGACUCGACUCUGAGGGGUGAGGAGCCGCCACCGAGCAGAGCGCUUCAUGUGUAUCAGUCCCGAUACACGGGUGAGGGUGUUCUCGGCGGUGCGCACUCUGCGGCGUUGGACGUUGUGUACGACGCGAAGAGGACCCGGCAAUCGCUCUUCCGAUGGCUGCACGUACAACAAGACACGAUGAACUUUGACGAGUUUACGAAUGAAAUCUCAAAAGCUCUGUCAGAGAAAGAGCAAAACGAAAUCCGCAAGCUUCUUUCCGACGUGAGGAAGAACUACUCAAAGACCGUCCGCACGUCCAGGGAAACGACGGUGAAGCACAUGGAGCCCAGCUACCUCCAACUUCCUCUCCAGAAGGGCGACCAAGCAAAGGGCCCGCAGUCUGGAAAGCGAACAGUGACAUGGCUCUGCAUCCCUUACUUCUCCCUGGAAGAGUAUUCCGGAAUCCAGUCCACAGGCAACCCGGGAGCCUACCCGCCCCAAACACUGCUUCAGUCGGCCUUUUCACGAAACUCUCAAAAGCGAGACAUGCUCCAGGCAACGCGGCAGAUCGGCAACGGGGAGAAGAACUGGUGCUUCCACAUUCGACAGCUGUGGUGCAUCGUCCUCGACAACUCGCUGCUGAUUACCUGCGGUUCCAUGUACGAGGACGCGCUGCGUGGCAACACCAUCGCAGUGACAUCUGAACCGGGGAGAGAGCCCACAGCGAAUGCAGAGCAGGGUCGCAUACUGAUCCAAUACGGCGAGUCGGUGCUGUGGUCAUUCCCACUCGAAGAAUGCCAGACGUGGUUCGCCUUCAUUGCCCAUUUCUCCGACUUUUGGCCCAAGGCGGUCCGCUUCCACUUCAACGGGCGUCUCCUGACAGAGCCGCGGUGGUGGAAGGUGCUUCAAUUUGCCCGGACUUCACGCAAGAAUGUCGUGAUCAAUAUGGAAACCUGCGGGAUUCUGAGGCCCCUCAAACAGGGCCUGAGAAACACCGUCGGACAGCCGUCUGGUGCCAGUCUCCAAUCGCCCAAGCCGUCAUCUGGAGAGCGGAUGAGCCUCCCGCCCGGAAGGUCCAACAAAACCAACGAGAUGUUCCAUGUGUUUAGCUGGGCUGAAGCAACUCCCUCGAGUCCAGUGGAUGGCCCCAACUUUAUCGUUCUUCAGAAGCAGCUAUCGGGAGUGGAAGAGUUCCUGACAUCCGAAACAAACGGGCCGGACCGGCGAGCCUACCUCGAAGCUGAGACGUCCACACGAAAUGAGGUUUACUUGUACCUCGAGCAGCUAGGGGAAGACAUGCAAUCUACGAAAAAGGUGUGGAGGAAGCAGGACUAUGAGGAGCGCAUCGACAUCUUCAACGCAGCCGAUUCUCUGUUCAGAUUCUUUCUCCCUCCAUUGUUCGACGGCCCGACAACAGAGAGAUUCUGGGGCGCCGUCAUGAACUUAGUCAGGAUGUCUCCACCAGAGGCUGCUGACGCAAAGUCUCAUCCGAAUGACCUCGACAGGGCGAGACGCGACGCCGUUUAUGCGAAUGCCCCAACGGUUAGGAGACUGCUGCGCCAACUCGCACUUCCGGUCAUUGCGUUCAAGAGCAUCCUUUCCUGCGCUGAGCCAACGGAUCGGUUGGAUAUCGAUGUGCCGCUGGACCUGAUCCGUGCCUGGCUCCAUCUCGUCAUGGGCCUGAUCUAUGCCGGUCAUGAGACACACAUGUGGGAAGACCAUCUGGACGUCGCCGACUCGCUGGUGAAGAGCGGCAUGAAGCACAUUAUGGAACGGCUGUCAAACCUUAACCUUCUGGAGCGGUCUUCGGUCCUCCCGCUCGAGGUGGUCUCACUGAUCAGCUACGGCCUCUUGGCCAACACACCCGGAAAGUAUGCGGGAAUCACCGACACCUACUCGGAGUACCUCAGAGCUUUGGAAAACGAGAUUGCCAAUGGGCAGUCUGAUUUGUCGUACCAGCAGCGCAUAAACUUCCUGCGGCAAGAAGUCAACGUGAUAAACCGCACGAUAGCGGCCCAAAGCAAUGUCUUCAACUCCAUUCUAGCGUCUCGCCAAGAAGGCUUGUCUGCAGCACCGAAGCAAGACCGCAUGAAUCGAGCGCUGUUCACUGACCAUGCCAAUCGCCGUGAUGCUGGUUCGCUGCGGUCUCACCUGCGGUUUGGCAGAGGCAGACAUGCCGAUGACGACGACAUGAAUGUGCUGUUGGAGCCUAUAGCUGAGAUUUCCGACUUUUACAAGCUUCCGUCCACGGACGCCGCCGGCUUCAGGGAUCUCCUGGCGGCGGAGUGCACGCAGUUGUUGGAGCGGCGCAACCGAGACUUCCAGGAGUACGGCGAGCAAGCUGAUGUUUUGGAACAGACGAACCUCAACAACGCGGCGGUGACGAAGGACCGCCAGGAACAGGCCAUUUACGCUUUCACCAUUGUGACUAUCAUAUUCCUGCCUCUGAGCGCCGUUUCGAGCAUCUUCGGAAUGAACUCUAGCGACAUCCGAGACAUGGAGGAUGGGCAGUGGCUGUACUGGGCGACGGCCAUACCCGUGACCAUUCUGACGAUCGUGCUCGGCCUCUGGUGGAUGGGCGAGAUGGGACACCUCUGCAACUGGGUGGUUCGAAAGAUACGAGGCGACGAGACGCUUGGUUCAAGUUUUCCGUCGCACGGAGACGUCUCUGAGAAGCCUCACCAUCUCGACACGAUCAAAGGGCUCCCUGCUCCGCAGCCAGUGUACAGCCGGCCGCCGUCAGCCAAACAGAGAUUCAUGAGGCGAUUAGACAGUCACCUGGGAGGUCGAACCCGCCGGACCUGA
Messenger RNA from Colletotrichum spaethianum, 3426 nucleotides. RefSeq lists its product as uncharacterized. Gene Ontology annotation, molecular function: cobalt ion transmembrane transporter activity; cobalt ion binding; magnesium ion transmembrane transporter activity. Gene Ontology annotation, biological process: transmembrane transport; metal ion transport. Gene Ontology annotation, cellular component: membrane. Lineage: Eukaryota; Fungi; Ascomycota; Sordariomycetes; Glomerellales; Glomerellaceae. The record is from RefSeq and is a predicted model, not a curated record. Bases 1 to 3426 code for a protein of 1141 amino acids. The transcript is spliced from 7 exons.